AUGGAGCUCUCCUCAUCACACACGCCAAGAGGGGGCAGCUUUCUCACCCCCUCGCCAGCGGGCGCUGGCAGAAAGCGACGUGAGUCGCGCAAUCACCACGAUCCCGCAGGCGUAUCUUCAAUCAUCGAGUUGAUCGAUCCCUCCUCGCCCACAUCGAGUGGCCCAGCGUUUGAUGAGCUCAGAUCCUUCUUCCUGCGUACUCAACCUUCCGCGGCAUCUGUCAGCAGGCAGCUCGAUCACGAUUUUCAGAAGAAGGCCAAGCUCGUACACGAUCGCCUCAUUUCUCUUGUCGAUGAUGCUGACAGUCCCGGCACCUGGGCCACCUUCCUGCUCAAGUGGUGCGUGGGGCUGCUGGGGGCGCUCGAAGCCAAGUUGGCGGGCGCUGUGGGGCAACAGACCAGCAUCGAGGCCCACCUCGGGCGGCUGCACAACCUCUACCUCGCGAGCGUCAUCACGCGCUGCCUGGCCGCUCUCCAAACCGACGAACCGAACCGCGACGACGCAGCAGCAGCAGCGAAGAAGCGGGAAGAGCUCGAUGGCGCUGAACCGCUGGCGUGGCUCUUCCAAUCUGCCGCACGCGGCCCGCGCACCCUGGAGUGGCUGGUGGCCUUUGUUGGCCUCCACCGCCCGCGAGAAGUGAUGGACCACCUCCUCGCCUCCAUCUUCCGCGACGUCGUCGAGGGCCGAGCCACUAGCCACCCCCUUUCCGCCUCCUCCUCCUCGACCACAUCCUCUUCCGCUUCGUCUUCGUCCCUCUCGCCGGCCUGCUUCGGCGUUCACGCGAUCGAGUACCUCGCGCAGCGGCACCCGCAGCACUGCGUCGAUGCGCUGCGGGCGCACUGGGCUCGCUUCCUGCGCUACUCGGCAGCCGACCACGCGAAGGGGGACACCCACCUGUUGGGCCUCUUCGCGCUGGUCGCCUCGGCCUGCCCGACCGCCACCCAGCUCGCCCUCCCACUCGUGCUCGGCAGCCUCUCGAUGGCGACCCUCGACCGAGUCAUUACGCGGGAAGCCGACCUUCCUUCCCACCGACCAGGAAACAUGAGCCUGCUGGACCUCAUCUCGCAGGUGUUGGUUGCGCAUCUGCCGCACCUGGGGCCGAACGCGUGGCAGCUCGUGCUCCUGCUCGAAGCCCUGCGACGAAAGACCCAGUUCGUUGCCGCCGCCGACGAUUCGCUUUCACAUUCCUCCCUCUUGUCGCGUCUGUUACAGGAUGAGGGUGCGGCCAAGGGAGACGUCAAGAUGGAAGUCGAGGGUGGCGAGGGAAGCGCUGUCGCUCUCCCCAACCAAGCCCUGAUCGCCGCCGGUGCCGAGACACUGCUCGCCCGCACGCUCUUGGUGAUGCAAGACGCGUUGUUUGACGCACUGAGCUCGUCGGGCCUCCGAGACCGAUAUCUUGAUCAUUCGCUGUCAAACGACGGCAAGUCGGGAGGGAGGCUGUCGUUCCUCUACCACCUGCGCCAGCACAUCGGGCCGCUGGUCUCCCUCGCUCUGCCGUCUCAGACCACACAGGGCGACGCCGAUGCCGGCUCUCUCUUUGAACUGUUGCUCGUCCUCAUCGGCGUCGAGGGCGGCCAAAAGAGCGCGGGCGAUGUGCUCCACCACCUGUUCAUCGCCGCCGAUCACCGCCAGCCGCCGGCCCGCUCCCUCUCCCUGUUCCUGCGCGUGCGGUCCCGAUUCCUCAACUACUACCCCGACGUCUACCGGGUCUGCGUUCAGCGGGUGGUGGAGUCGAUGGCCGCGCUCGCGGACGACCGCCUGGUCGCCGUGCUGGCCAACUUUUGCUUCCUCCUGCGCGCCGACGAAGCCGCGGCCUCGCCACCAGCGCCGCAGCCCUCGCUGCAGCUGUCGACCGCCGCUCUGCUCGCCGACCACUGGGCGCAGCUGUUCGGCCUUCUCUACCGCCCGGCCCUCGGGUCGGCCGCCAGCGCGGUGGCCGCCCCACUCCCGCCGGUCCUCUUCCCGCUGCUCGAGGCCACCGUCGCCCACCUGGCCGCCGAGGGCGACGCCACCCUCUUCCACACCUGCAUCGAGCAGGUCCUCCUCUACUUCCUCGCCCUCCUGCCCUCCACGCCACCCGCGACCACGACCACACUCGUCACCACGGCAACUGCCACGGCAACCGCCACGGCAACGACGACGACGACGGCGACCGCCAGCAGCGGCACGUCAGCGGCGACGGACGCCAUUCCGCCGGUCGAGGCGGUGAAGCGGCUGAUCGUGAAGAUGACCGACGCCGCGCCUCAGUCCGCGCUUCCGCACAUCCUCGACCUCCUCUUUGACUUCAUCUUCUCCCCCGAAGCCGACGGCAUCGUUCGAAGGAAGCGAGAGGUCAUCAGGGCCACCAAGCCCUCGCGGCCAUCACCGACCGUCGUCGCCGGCUCGUCGACGCCGCCCGUCCUGCCGGCUCCGGUGAGCAAGUCGGUCUACGUCCCGCCCGCCAACGCCAUCUUCCAGCCCACCACCUCCUUCUUCUCCGCGCUUCCGCUCUUCUCUCACUCGCACCCGUCCUCCCUGUUUCUCGCCCCCUCGUCCACCACCCACGCCUCCUCAUCACCGCCCGCGUCUUCGUCUUCGCUUUCGUCUUCGUCUUCGUUCUUGUCGUCACCAGCGCAGCUCCGCGCGGAGCCGGGUGCGGCGGCGGGUACGUCGCUGCUCGAACAGAACCUCAAGCGGAGGGCGCACGACCGGAAGGACAGCCGCACGAGCCUCAGCAUCUUCGAAAAGACGCUCAUCAAGAAGCGAAAGCUCGGAUUCGACGCCGACUCCAGUCACUACCAGGACAAGGUGCUGCUGGAGGCCAUGCUGCUGCAGGACAACCAACGACACAUCAUCGACCUCCUCUCGCUCUGCGUUCAUCACAACGACGUGGAGCGACUGGGUGUGCUGGCCGACCUGUACCUGGCGCGGCUCAUGCGCACCCAGGACCCGACGCCCACCUACGAACAGUACAAGGAGGUGCUGCCCCGGCGGCCGACCUUCGCGCGCGACCAGUUCGUGCAGAAGAUCUUCACCCAGAACGCCAUCCUCGUGCCCCUCCUCGAACUCAUCGCCCGAGAGCCGUCGAUUCUGUACCGGUGUUUGGAGGUGAUACGGAGCCUCAUGGUGUACACGAUCUCGCACUGGCACGCCGAGAUCGCGCCCCAGCCAAAGACGUCGACCGAGUUCAGCUUCACGUGCCGCCUUCUCGAACUCCUUCGCAGCGCCAAAUGGCGAUUGUUGCUCAGCGGAGGCAUUACGGGUCUGGAGAAGAACAACGACGGUGAUACGCCCGUACAGGUGGCCUGCAAGAUGGGCCACAAGGACUUCGUGCUGAAGAUGGUGGAGCGCGACCCGGGGCUCUUCCUGCCCCAGCUGCUCCAGCUCGUCGCGCGCCUCGACCACCAGCUCGUCACCGCGCCGCUCGACAAGGUGCUGCUGGAGGCCAUGCUGCUGCAGGACAACCAACGACACAUCAUCGACCUCCUCUCGCUCUGCGUUCACCACAACGACGUGGAGCGGCUGGGCGUGCUGGCCGACCUGUACCUGGCGCGGCUCAUGCGCACCCAGGACCCGACGCCCACCUACGAACAGUACAAGGAGGUGCUGCCCCGGCGGCCGACCUUCGCGCGCGACCAGUUCGUGCAGAAGAUCUUCACCCAGAACGCCAUCCUCGUGCCCCUCCUCGAACUCAUCGCCCGAGAGCCGUCGAUUCUGUACCGGUGUUUGGAGGUGAUACGGAGCCUCAUGGUGUACACGAUCUCGCACUGGCACGCCGAGAUCGCGCCCCAGCCGAAGACAUCGACCGAGUUCAGCUUCACCUGCCGCCUUCUCGAACUCCUUCGCAGCGCCAAAUGGGUGCCGGCUCCGCUGUGCUACUGCGGGGAGAUCAUGGGCGAGAUCACGCCGGAGGAGAUCACGACCAUCCUGCUCGCCGUGUGGGACUUCCUGCACCACUCGCCGCCUUCGCCUAACCACUACUUUGUCUCGACCUACGAGCCCAAGUAUCCGCAGGAGGGCGAUGAGGACAAGAGGCAGCCGGUGGCGUGCAAUGUGGACCCGUUCAUGCGCACCCUGCGCAAUGUGCUGCGCCAGAACGUGGGCAAGGUCUCCCUCAGCUAUGCUCGUUUCUUCUAG
Acanthamoeba castellanii str. Neff is the source of this 4116-nucleotide messenger RNA. RefSeq lists its product as uncharacterized. Lineage: Eukaryota; Discosea; Longamoebia; Acanthamoebidae. The coding region runs from base 1 to 4116 and encodes 1371 amino acids. Gene Ontology annotation, cellular component: integrator complex. The record is from RefSeq and is a predicted model, not a curated record. The transcript has 19 exons. Gene Ontology annotation, biological process: snRNA 3'-end processing.